Tetrahymena thermophila SB210 is the source of this 411-nucleotide messenger RNA. Its product is annotated as transmembrane protein, putative. Lineage: Eukaryota; Ciliophora; Oligohymenophorea; Hymenostomatida; Tetrahymenidae. The transcript has a single exon. The record is from RefSeq and is a predicted model, not a curated record.
AUGUAGCUCUAUAUUUUCAUUUAUUAAGAGCUCAUUUAGAUAUUCUAUAGGAAAAAUAAAAAAAUAUUUAUUUAAGUAUUUUUAUUUUACUGUUACUUUUUACAUAACAUUAUGUACUUUAACUUUUUAUUAAGAUUGCUUUGGAAUUAACUUGGGAUAUUACUAAUUCUUGAUUGCUUUUUUGCAUAUAGUGUUAUACUUAAUAAAUAAGUAUCCAAAAUAUGUUUGGAAACAGUUUUUUAUUUUUAUUCUUACAACUCAGUUUUUGAACAUUUAUAGCAUUCAAAAGUAGAUAACCUAAUAUGGUAAAAAAUCUUAAGUUUAAAAUUUUUAAAACAUUUUUGGUUAUUUUAGCUAGAUUUUUAGAAUUUUACUCAUAAUAAGCUUUAAUCGAGACUAUGUUUUUGGUGA